Molecule: messenger RNA, 1782 nt
Organism: Soboliphyme baturini
Lineage: Eukaryota; Metazoa; Nematoda; Enoplea; Dioctophymatida; Soboliphymatidae
Source: the annotation of a GenBank genome assembly
AUGAUUUCAGUUUCCCUGUGCACGGACGCCGCUGAUCGCCUUGUUAUCUACCGGCGUCAUUUCGAAAAGGCCUACAUGGACUCUACUGAGGAGUUUUACCGAACUCGUGCGGCGAAGUUUCUUCACGAAAACGGCGUGAUUAUGUACAUGCGCUACGCAGAGCAGAAACUGAGUGAAGAGGAGCAACGCGGCAUCCGCUAUUUAGAAAUAGGGCCGCACAGCAACUCGUUGCAGAUGCUGAUGGACAGAUGCGUCAGUGUUUUGGUGACCGCCUUUCAGGAACAAAUCUUAGCCGAGUGCCCAUCGUUGAUCAAAGGAAACGAAAUCGACAAGCUUCGGUUGAUGUACCGUCUCUUAAACAGAACGCCAGAUGGCCUUGACCCAAUUUUGACAGAUUUGGAAAUACACAUUAAAAACCAAGGACUGGCGGAUAUGGACCCAGAGCGGUAUGUUGAACAGCUACUUGGAAUGUUUCGUCGUUUCAGUGCGUUGGUUCACGAAGCUUUUCUUGAUGAUCCCCGGUUUCUUACCGCUAGGGACAAAGCAUUUCAAGAAAUCGUUAAUGACACUUCUGUGUUCAAAAUUGAACUUCCACCUGCUCAGCAGCGAAGUCAUUCCUCCAAGAUUUUGCCUGAAUCGAAAUGUCCUGAACUUCUCGCCAACUACUGCGAUCUGUUACUGAGGAAGACUCAGAUUUCGCGGAAGCUGACCUCUGACGAGAUUGACGCCAAACUGGCUGACGUCAUUUUAGUUUUGAAGUACGUUCAGAACAAAGACGUAUUCAUGCGUUUUCACAAAGCGCACAUGGCCCGUCGACUGAUCUUGGACGUUUCGACGGAUCAAGAGAAGGAGGAAAGCAUGGUCAACCGCCUUCGCGAAGCAGGCAUGCCCGCUGAUUAUAUCAACAAGCUGUACCGUAUGCUGCAGGACACGGAGAUCAAUAAAGACCUGAACAAGUCUUUCAAAUCCAUGUACUCGUUUAGCAACAACAACAGGAAUUCGAUAUCAGAUAUGGUGAAUAUAAAAAUUUUGAAUGCGGGAGCAUGGGCGCGCACGAUAGAGCGGCUUCCCGUAACGUUACCUCGAGAGCUGGAGGACUUCAUUCCAGAAGUCGAAGAAUUUUAUCGGUCUCAGCAUUCUGGCCGUCGUUUGCAGUGGCUGCACCAUUGGUCGAACGGCGUUAUUUCAUUCAACAAUCGACGAGGCCAUUUCGAACUGGAAGUGACCACGUUUCAGAUGGCCGUUUUGUUUUGUUGGAAUGACCGACCAAACGACCAGAUUAGUUUCGAGAACCUGCAUCUCGCCACGGAACUACCUAACGUCGAGUUGCGGAAGACUCUCUGGGCGCUGGCCAAUGCCCCGAAGCUAAAGCACCAGAUUAUUUUAUGUGACUGUUCUAGUCGAAAUCCGAAAGACUUUACUGACUCGACUCUGUUCUGGCCAAAUCAAGACUUCGUUUUGAUCAAAAGUGGCAAAAUUCAGACGCGUGGACGAGUAAACUUGAUCGGUCGUUUGCAGUUGAGCUUGGAACAGGUUAAGGAGCAUGAACACAACGAAAUUAUACAGCUACGGAUUCUACGUGUUCAGGAAGCUAUUGUGAAAAUCAUGAAGAUGCGCAAGAGGCUUUCGAACGCCCAGCUGCAAACGGAACUCGUCGAAAUGUUGAAACACAUGUUCCUUCCAAGCCGAAAACUGAUCAAAGAACAGAUAGAGUGGCUGUUCGAACAGCGGUAUUUGACGCGCGAUAGCAAAGAUUUCAAUACUUUUAUUUAUCUGUCGUAA